GCUCCUAUUUUCUGCUGUCGCUUUUGGCGCUCGGCCAUCCAGAAACAAACCACUUCGAUGACUCCUAAUAGUUAUCGCCAGAUGUACUAAUACACAACAAAUCACGGUCCGGGAGAGGGGGAGAGCAAAUGAGUUCCUAUUUCGUGAAUCCCACUUUCCCGGGGAGCCUGCCCGGGGGCCAGGACUCUUUCCUCGGGCAGAUCCCCCUUUACCCGGCGGGUUAUGAUGCUCUCAGGCAUUUUCCGGCUUCUUACGGGGCAAGCAGCCUGCAGGACAAGACUUACACCUCACCUUGUUUCUACCAACAGUCCAACACCGUCAUUGCUUGCAAUCGGGCUUCCUAUGAGUACGGAGCCUCUUGUUUUUACUCGGACAAGGAUAUUAGUAGCUCCUCUCCCUCCGGCAGUGGCAAGCAGAGGGGGCCCGGGGACUACCUGCACUUUUCUCCCGAUCAACAGUACAAAUCCAGCGGCGGCCAAGCCAAAAUUGUAAAUGACGAAGGCACCGACCGGAAGUACACGAGCCCUGUUUACCCCUGGAUGCAGCGGAUGAACUCCUGCGCUGGUACAGUAUAUGGAACUCAUGGGAGACGAGGGAGGCAAACUUACACCAGAUACCAAACGCUAGAGUUAGAGAAGGAAUUUCAUUUUAACAGAUACUUAACCCGAAGACGACGUAUUGAGAUUGCAAACGCUCUCUGCCUUACUGAACGCCAGAUUAAAAUAUGGUUUCAAAACAGGCGGAUGAAAUGGAAAAAGGAAAACAAAUUCAUAAAUUCCACACAGCCCAGCAGCGAAGAAACAGAGGAAAAGUCAGGGGAGUAGAACCACGUUUAAUAAACGUUACCAGGCCUUUCCUUAGCGCUUACUAUUACUAUUAUUAUUUAGCUUGUGUUCCUUCUGCUACUAAAAUCCUAUAGGUUUGUCACAGUCUAUUAAUUCCCCAACGGCUUGGUUAAAAGAUGUACAUUUGCAAUCAUCUGUGACUUUCUUUAAUAUAUGUGGAAGUCCGAGCUUUCGAGCUACAGGCAUGUGUGUAUAUAACUACCUUCCCAAAGCGUAGAUGGCGUUGCUUAAAGUAUUAGAGAAAUGGCUUAGAUUUUUAAAUAUUUGAGGUGAGCAUCUGUGUGUGGGUGAGUGUCCCUAGCGUGCCUGUGUGAGAAGACAUAAGCGAGUGAUUUUUUUUUUUAAUUUUCUUUCUUUUUUUCUUUUUUUUUUUUUUUAUUACAAAUGUUCAUAUUGUAGAAAUACGAGAGAUUUUAGAAAAUCUUGACUUUAUGUUUUUGCUAACUCCCGCUACGUCGGGCCGUCUCGUUAUGCUGCGUUUGGGAGCUUAUGGUCUGCAGGGGAGGAAAAAAAAAGUUUUACGCACGUAUAAAAUAUUUAAAUAGCAAAAAGAAGAAAAAUCCUUUUUAAAAAAUCGUUGUAUAAAACCCUGGGUAUAAACUUGCAGUUAAAGCGGAGAAGAAUUGCAGGGAGAUUUUUAAAAAUGCCGCUACACUGUCUAAUCUGCACUACUAGGAUUAAAGUAAAAACUCGGCGUUAAACUUCAGGGGAAGCGAGGGAAGAGGUUUCAAGGCGGGCGAAUUUCUGUGGUUCCCGUUGAGCUUACGCUGAGGUUUGGGUGAGCUCAGCUCUACACUGAAGGGGCUUUGAAUUAUGGACUACGUUUCUUGGGGCUUCGUGGGCUUGGGUCGAUUUUUCUUUUCUAUUUUAUUUUAUUUUAUUUUAUUUCUCUUAUAUUAUUAUUAUUAUUUUAAUUUUAUGAAAAGAAAAGCGUCUGUCGUACUAACUCGGGGGUUUUCUUCCCCGCUUUUUGUGAUAUCACAUUCGCAUUUCUUAGCACUGGAAAAAAAUAAAUAGAUACCCUGAAGAAAAGUGGCUGCCAUAAAAUGCUUCCACUUCGAGUUCUGUAUAAGUAGAGUAAGCGCAGCGAAAAUAUUGAUUAAUAUAUAUCUCUAUAUAUUAUAUUGUGUGUGUGUGAGUGUGUGCGUGAAGCUGUGUACAAAUACACUUGGUGUACGCAUCGAGGCUCUUUUGUUUGGAAGGCAACGCUAUUUGGGCUACUGCUCGAAAUAUUUGAAAAGCCAAAUCUGGGAAAUACUACUGCAAAAUGGCCACCGCCGCAUUUAGAGGUUUUGUGUGGGUUUUGGUUCGGUUGGGUUUGGUUUUUUUUUUGUUGGGUUGUUUUUUGGGGUUUUGGUGUUGGUUUUUUUUCCGAGAGGCGGAAAAAAUAACGGCGGCCGUAAAGCCGCCUGGAAUUUGACCCCCUCGUUGGAAAAAGGCUGCACGAUAUUUAUCUUUCAUAGAUAGGUACCUGCCAUUUCCCAUCGGCGGGACCCGGGUGCCUCUUGGAACCUCCGGCAAGGGAAAAGGGGAGGGGGGGGAAUAUAUAUAUGUAUAUCUAUCUAUAUAUUGAGAAAGGACGUAAGCGUUGCCAGCACCCGAGUGCGGCUGGUAUAGGAUUUGCGAACUGGUGCACGAAAGCCCAGCCCGGAGGAGACAAGAGGCACAAAGCGAAGCUCUCCCCGCACGCCAGGCUCUCCGGCGGCCGGGGCGGGGGAGGCAGCCCCGCCGCUCCCGCCGUCCCCGCAGCCCCCGCCGGCCUCUCUCCCCGGCUCUCUCCGCCGCCGGGGGUGGCGGAGCGCCCCGCGUCUCUCCGCUCCCUCUCCCCCUCGGCUCCGCGCCGCCGUCGGGGGCCGU
Calidris pugnax (ruff) is the source of this 2702-nucleotide messenger RNA. It is a transcript of the gene HOXA6, whose product is annotated as homeobox A6. NCBI's taxonomy places the organism in Eukaryota, Metazoa, Chordata, Aves, Charadriiformes, Scolopacidae. Gene Ontology annotation, molecular function: RNA polymerase II cis-regulatory region sequence-specific DNA binding; DNA-binding transcription factor activity, RNA polymerase II-specific. Gene Ontology annotation, cellular component: nucleus. The coding region runs from base 129 to 824 and encodes 231 amino acids. The record is from RefSeq and is a predicted model, not a curated record. Gene Ontology annotation, biological process: anterior/posterior pattern specification; regulation of transcription by RNA polymerase II. The transcript is spliced from 2 exons.